Messenger RNA from Talaromyces proteolyticus, 918 nucleotides. Its product is annotated as glutathione S-transferase. Lineage: Eukaryota; Fungi; Ascomycota; Eurotiomycetes; Eurotiales; Trichocomaceae. Bases 136 to 852 code for a protein of 238 amino acids. The transcript has 3 exons. The record is from RefSeq and is a predicted model, not a curated record.
AACGAGCACAGAGCACCUUAGUAUACCCAAUAAUAUGCCAGGAAUAAUGAUAGGAGAUUGCUGAUCGAUUCCAGCCCACCUCACAUAAAAGAGGACAAGUUGCAGUCGAUGUCAGCCAUCAAAUAACAAAGAAUCAUGGCUACUCCUGACAUCACCCUAUACACGUGGCCCACGCCCAACGGGUUAAAGAUUUCAAUUGUCUUGGAGGAGCUGGGCCUCCCUUACAAAGUGCGGCCUGUGAAUCUCGAGUCCAGAGAGCAGAAGGAGAGAUGGUUCCUCAAAUUCAACCCGAAUGGUCGCCUGCCAGCAAUAACAGAUGGCAACACCCGGGUCUUUGAAAGUGGUGCCAUUAUGCUUUACCUAACAGGGAGAUACGACACCGCUCGAAAGAUCAGCUACGCUCCAGAAGAUCUUCCUGGAUACACAGAACAGUUGAGCUGGUUAAUGUGGCAAAUGGGGGGGCUGGGUCCGAUGCAAGGACAGGCCCAUCACUUUCAGGGCUUUGCACCCGUGCGUUCUGACUGGGGAAUCCAGCGAUACACUGACGAGGCAAAACGCCUGUAUUCUGUGCUCGAGGCCCGCCUGCAGGAGGUCCCUUAUCUUGCUGGGGAGAAGUUUUCGAUUGCGGACAUUGCGUGCUACUGCUGGGUACGGGUAUCUCCAAACAUAAUUGCCUUCAACCUGGGAGAUUGGCCGGCAGUGCAGAGAUGGCAUGAUCGCAUCAUGGAACGAGAGGCCGUGAAAACGGCGUUGAGAGUUCCUGAAGCUCCUAUUACAGAGGCUCAGUUCACGAUAAUCGUGGCGCAGAAGAGAAAGGAAAUGAUGGAGCGGAACAACGCUGAUUUGCAUUAAUUGGGGGGUCUAGUAUUGAUAUAUUUCCAGUAUGAUACUCGCAACUCGUUGGCCCACUCAAGGACC